Messenger RNA from Macaca mulatta (Rhesus monkey), 5514 nucleotides. The record is from RefSeq and is a predicted model, not a curated record. NCBI's taxonomy places the organism in Eukaryota, Metazoa, Chordata, Mammalia, Primates, Cercopithecidae.
GGGAAAAAGAGAAAGCUCUCGUGGGUAGUUAAUGACAGCCUGAAAGGAGAGAGAGAGCGAUUUGGCACCUUUCUUCUUGGGUAGGAAUGCACGCCGCCUGAUUGAGGGGGAUGAAGUGACAGAGAGGUCCAGAAUCUCUCUUGAUUUUUGAGGAAAUACCCAGUAACAAACAUGACUGAGUUCUGGCUUAUAUCUGCUCCUGGGGAGAAAACCUGUCAGCAAACAUGGGAGAAAUUGCAUGCGGCAACUUCAAAGAACAAUAAUCUUGCUGUGACUUCCAAGUUCAAUAUUCCUGACUUAAAGGUUGGCACGCUGGAUGUCUUGGUUGGCUUGUCAGAUGAACUGGCUAAACUGGAUGCAUUUGUAGAAGGAGUGGUUAAGAAAGUGGCUCAAUACAUGGCUGAUGUAUUGGAAGAUAGUAAAGACAAAGUUCAAGAGAAUCUGUUGGCUAAUGGAGUGGACUUGGUUACUUAUAUAACAAGGUUCCAGUGGGACAUGGCCAAAUAUCCAAUCAAGCAGUCCCUGAAAAAUAUUUCUGAAAUAAUUGCCAAGGGAGUAACUCAGAUUGAUAAUGACCUGAAAUCUCGAGCAUCUGCAUACAAUAACCUGAAAGGAAAUCUUCAGAAUUUGGAACGAAAGAAUGCAGGAAGUUUGCUAACUAGAAGUCUAGCAGAAAUUGUGAAGAAGGAUGACUUUGUUCUUGAUUCAGAGUAUCUCGUCACAUUACUGGUAGUAGUUCCCAAGUUAAACCACAAUGACUGGAUUAAGCAGUAUGAAACACUAGCCGAAAUGGUAGUUCCAAGGUCUAGCAAUGUUCUUUCAGAGGACCAAGACAGUUACCUGUGUAAUGUCACCUUGUUUAGGAAGGCAGUUGAUGACUUCAGACACAAAGCCAGGGAAAACAAAUUCAUUGUUCGUGACUUCCAGUAUAACGAAGAGGAGAUGAAAGCAGAUAAGGAAGAAAUGAACAGGCUUUCUACUGAUAAGAAAAAACAAUUUGGACCACUUGUGCGGUGGCUGAAAGUGAAUUUUAGUGAAGCAUUUAUUGCAUGGAUUCAUGUGAAAGCGUUACGGGUUUUUGUUGAGUCUGUUUUAAGGUAUGGCUUGCCAGUGAACUUCCAAGCAAUGCUACUUCAGCCUAAUAAGAAAACUUUGAAGAAACUGAGAGAAGUAUUACAUGAAUUGUAUAAACAUCUAGACAGCAGUGCAGCAGCUAUUAUUGAUGCUCCUAUGGAUAUUCCAGGUUUAAACCUGAGUCAACAAGAAUACUACCCCUAUGUGUACUACAAGAUUGAUUGCAACUUGCUGGAAUUCAAGUGAAAAUGGGCUCCUCCCCCGACAAUCCUGUCCUUGUGUUGGUGUGUGCUAACAGAAAUAAGUUGCAGUAUGGUCGUACUUUCACCUCUAGUAUCCUUUGCUUGCUUCUGACCCCCUUUCGUAGGUGAAUUCUCCCACAGUGGUCUGUAUCUCAACAUUUUCUUUUUAAAGGAAAAUAUAUAUAUAUAUAGUUUCUUUUUAUUGAUCAGGUCUGUAAAUGUGUACUAAAAAAAUCAGAGUUUAUUUAUAAACAGAAUAGUUUAUUUAAAGAGAAGGUCUUUUCCUUAUUGAUAUCAUGGUAUGCAUUAAUUCCAUUUGUUACUAUUGUGCACAAAAGCCCUGUUCACAAGGGAAUAGUGUAAACAUUUAUACUGUUUUGUUCACUGUAUUUAGUAGACAUAACUGUUGAAUAGUUACUGAAUCGUGAUGUAAAGAAUAUGUGACCAUCUUCAGGUAUGGGAUUUCUAAAUGUUUCAAAUUUCAAUCAAUGAGCACUGUCAACACCCACAGGAAGAAUAAAAUUACCUGUGCAAAGGUGUAUUGUGGUGUGUGUAACUUAAGAUUACAGUUCAGUUUGAGAGUUAAAUGAUGUCAUAGCUCACUUGCUAUGAUACUGCCAGGAUUUUGUUAUGUGCUGAGGUGUAACCAUUUGUGUUAUCUGACGUAUGAUUUAAUUGAGCCAAAUUUGGGUCAGAACUAAAUUUGAAGAUUACUUCUCAGUAUAUGAUGGGUAUUUACAUUUGAACACUAGAAUUUUAGGUCUCUCAAAUAAGUGUAGGGCCAGUUUUGAAUAAAGUCUAGCAGAACUAUGCAGCUUUAGUCAUUUGUUUUGUCUAAAUCUGUAUUUUACGUAUUUUCUUCUUAAGAUCUAUAAUUUUGGCAUUUAUGUCAUUUGUGACGUCUGAAAAUAGAGACAUUGGUGGCCUUUAAAAUCUCAGAAGUGAAUGACUUAGUGUAGUGUCCUGAAAGAGCUUUUAAAAGAGGAUUUUGUGGCAAUGCUUCUCUUACUAUGUACUCACAGGUUUGCAAAUGGGAGAAAGAAGUUUACAUUUCAGUUUAGGGGCAUGUCUAAGCUGUGCUAUUCCCUUUAGAAAAUUAGCCUCCAGAAUAUUUUGUUUCAAAAUUUUAUGUCAUUUCAUAAAUAACUUUAAGCAAAUACAGAUGUCCACAAUGUAGAACAUGAGAGACCCCCUCCAUCAAUUUCCACCUCCCAAGGGAAGUUUAUGUAUUUUUCUAGGCCCUUUUCUAUGUCUUUACAUCUCUCUCUCUCACACACACACAUAUACACACACAGAGUUUAUUUUUAAUAAAAUAGGAUUAUACUAUGCACAUUCUGUCACUUGCUUUUUUGCUUAAUAGUAUAUCUAAGAUAAUCCUUUAUGUCAGUGAAGCUAGAGCUACCUCAUUCUUUUAACCAGCUACAUGGUGUUCCAUCGAGUGUCUGCCAUCAUGUGUUUAGCCGAGUGAAUGGUUAGUCUGCUUGUUUUUAGUUUUUGCUGUUAACAAACACUGCUGCAGUCAGCAUCCUUGCACAGAUUUCUUUGUAUACUUGUAUUAGUUUUUCUGUAAGAUCCCAGAAGUAGAAUUUGCAGGGUCGUAGGUUAUGUACAUUUAAGUUUUUGACACUCACUGCCAAUUCCUCUGUCAGAAUUCUAAACUAAAGACAUGUUUGGAAUGUGGAUUUAUCUUCAGUUUUUCCUUGGACAAGAGAAAGCUGUGAAAAAUUUUGAUAUCAGAAAAUUCUGGUUUUUUGUCUUCUUUUGCAAAACAUGUCACUAACCUGAAGCUCAGCCACACAGUGACUUUUAAGGUUUUAUUUAGACUUUACUGUUGUUCUCAUGAGAAUAGGUACAGACUGCGUAAGGUUUAAAAUCCCAGCAUAUGUCGAAACUACGGGACUUUCACUGUGGUUUCCGCCAGGGGACUUACAGCAGAGUGGCUGAGCGCAUGCUCUGAGGCCAGGUCCCAGCUCUGCUGCCGACGAGCUGUGUUGUCCUGGGCAGAAUGGUCUCUGAGUUCCAGUCCCUCCUCUGGAAAAUGGGCAUGGUUAGAGUGGCCACCUCGUUAGGGAUGUUGGGGUGAGUUGGUGUGACCCCAUGUGCACAGAGAGUGCUGCGAGUGGUGCACCGUGAGAGGCUGAUGCAGGUACUUAGCCCUUGGGGAACACAUGUAGUUCCUUUUCACUGUGUUUAAUUUGGGAAAAUCCAGGUCCACAUCAUUGUAGAGUCCAAGGGUUAGAAGGAAGUCAUUGUGUCUAACAUAACGUCGGAGCAGUUUGUGUCACUGAGCUCCAGUCUGUGCUGGAUUAUUGAUAUUGUUGGUGGCCGUCACCAUUCCUGGGAAGGGACUGUCCCAGGCCACUUGCCUCCCCGAGGAGUCUCCUGGUUCUCCUCGAGGAUAGUGCUUAGAUAACAGACUCAUUAAACAUUUACUGAGCGUCUGUCAGGAAUCAUUCACAUCCACACCAUCCUCCCGGCCCCUCCCUGUGUUGUUCAUGGAGGGAGCACUGGCAGUCCCCAUUUUCAUGUAUGGAGACUUCAGGUCAAAUAAGUGAAUUAUUUGUUGAGUUACAAAUUUUGAGCCAGUCAGAAUUUGAACCUAAGAUUUCUGACUGCGGGGUGUCACACUUCCCGCCCCACACUCAACUGUUGUAUGAAUGAGCCAGACACAUUCCUUGACCUGAGUCCGAGAUGGACAAUGGUAUAGGGAAGAUACUAGGUAUGGAGAAUCAGAUGUUAACUUGUAUUGCUAUUUGGUUUGGUUUUUUUGAGACAAGGUCUUGCUCUGUCACCCAGGCUGGAGUGCAGUGGCAUGAUCAGGGCUUACUGCAGCCUCAACCUUGACUGCCUGGGCUCAAGCAAUCCUCCCACCUCAGCCCCCCAAGUAGCUGGGCCUACAUGUUUGCACUACCAUGCCUGGCCAAUUUUUUAAAUUUUAGCACAGAUGAGGUCUCACUAUGUUGCCCGGGCUGGUCUCGAACUCCUGAGCUCAAGGGUUCCUCCUGCCUCAGCCUCCCAAAGUGUUGGAGUUACAGGUGUGAGCCACCGUGCCUGGCCUGUGUUGCUAUUAUUUUUGGCAGGAACCCAGGAGUCCAGAACAUUUCAUCUGUGAUGGGUUAGAUAAUGUGUCUAGUUGUUUGCAUGCCAAUCUUAGUAGCCUCAGUUAUUCAACCUAGGAGAUUUUUCUACCUCUCUACUACCCUGCUGAAGUUGCUCUUCAGCAGAAAAUCUUUGUGGAACAUAUUCCACACUUUGAAAUCUUCGUGGGACAAAAGAUCUUUGUGGAACCAAUCUUUGUGGAACAUAUUCCAGCUUUUUGAAUGAGUGCAUAUCCAGUAGUACCUUUAAAGUUAUACUUUGUACAUAACAAAUACUCAGCAAAUGUGAACCUUUAUUUGCUCUUACUUCAAAAUUAGUCCCAAAUGUUGGAAAUAAAAUAUAGGACAUUGAUCUAGAUAUGAGGUUUUUCUCCUUCAUUCUCAGAUGUUGAAGAAAUCAAAGUAGCAUAUGCACAAGGUUAAAAACCACAUAUACAAAUAUUAUAGAACAGCUUAUAAUGAAAACUUUGCCUGCCUUUAUAAAAAAUGUGAUUAUCUUCUUCUGUUAAUGUCAAUAAAAGAUGGUUUGUCCUAGAAGGUCUAAAAAUGGUAUUAUGUUCUGGAGGAAACCUAGCAAAAACUUUCCUAGUUUAGUACUUGUCUCUAAAUUGAUGUUCACCCAUUUCAAUAUUGCAGACUUGUUCAUGGUCUUUAUUUUUCUAGCGUAGGUAACAGUUGAUUCUUUAGAUUCAUAUAUGCAGGAAAUUCUUGCUUUCUAAAAAAAGGAAUAUGGGACAUUGGAACCAUUUUAUUCAUCAGUGGAUUUACCCUUAGAGUAUUUUUAGAUCUGAGCUGAUGACUUGUUAGAGAAAAAGGGAACAGAGUAAAGCCAUGGAAGCCGGGAACAGUAGGAGACUGCCGCCUGGCAUGGUUUCUUCUUCUGGAGAAGAUGAAACUGAGGAGAAACAAGAAAACAUCCUUCAUACCAAGAAUGGUCAAGAUGAUGCAAGAAGAAAAAGGCUUUCAAACAAAUCAGAAGGCAGUCAACAAACACAAGGGGGACAUUCCUUCUCUGGCAGUUGCUCAAAACUGAAAUUACUUACUGUGUACACUGGGGCUUGUACUUGGGGAAUUUAAUAAAAAUGCUCAUUACCAAACUC